GAAUACGCUGUAAAGUAAGCAUAUUACGGCUUCCUUCACAGAACUGUUGAAAGGAUUCACUAAGAUAAUAACCAAAGUGCCUCUCACAAAACGAAGUUACACACGUGGGCUUGUUUCAGAGGCCUCAGUAGGUCAGUUCAGGAUGGUGUGAGUGUUGGGGGUCUGGGAACUGACCAGCUAGGCUCAGAUCAUGGAGGCAUCCAGAAACCCAAAACUACACUACCUGAGGGCACACUAACACCCUGCAUGCCAAACCGAAAACAUUCGCCCUAAAACAGUCACUGUUUAGCUGCAGAAGCGAAUGAAAGGAAAUGUGAGAGGGAGCUGCGUUUUCCAAAUUUUGGGGCGACAUCCUGCACUUUCCAUCACGCGAAAGAUCCAGGAAGAUGCUGUUAUUUUUCUUUGGUUAGAUUCUACCUUACAAUUUUCACAAUCUCAGUCAGUUUCAGGAAGGGGAUAGCUGAUUUGUCAGAGUAGAUUACUGGUGAAAUUGUUAGCUCUUAACGGAUCAGGAGGAAAGGUAGGAAUAAAGUUGCAGCACGAGAUUUGCUGUGUAAAAUUUCCAAACCAGUCAGUGAGUUAAUCCCACAGCCCCUCAAAGCCUGUUCUAAGUACAGUCAGCUGAUGUAGCUGGAUGGUGGUGGGUCUUAUGUGGCUAUUAAAAAUGUAUUUAAACCUCUAAACAUUUAAAUGGCUCUAUUUACAGACUGAAAACUUAAAAGAGUUGAGGCUCCUUUUUAGCGCCAAAACUUGAAAUCGCAGCUUUUAGCUGUGACUCUUCCGUUACCUUACUCUCUUAAAACUACAUCUCCCAGCAUGCUCUGAAGCUAAUCUGACCUCAUUUCAAAUGGCCCCGUAGGGCAACAAGGCUGGUUAGUUUUGACCCUGCUGUUUGUGCCUUGAAAAAAACCGAUUCCUUGGCAGCCAUUUGGGCUUUUAUAUCUGUUAAGCUCUUUUUUUUGAACUGUAGUCAUUAAAUGAAGGGAUUUGGUCUGGGAGGGCCCAUUCAUUCCCUCAGCUGGGCGAGGGACCAGGCAAACUGUCUCCGGCAAUCUAAAUAAGAGGGAAUGUUGAACAGGGAACACCGCUGGGGCCGAACAGAGGAGCAGGAACCGGAGCCCAGGCUGUGUCCGCAAACUGUCGGAUCCGGACUUUGGCUCAGGGACGGUCGGAAGUGGGAGAUGGAGAUGCCAGAGGAACCGGCCGAUAGUGGGCAUUCGCUGCCCCCGGUUUAUAUUUAUAGUCCCGAGUAUGUCAGCAUUUGCGACUCUCUCGUCAAGAUCCCCAAACGGGCCAGUAUGGUCCACUCUCUGAUCGAAGCAUAUGCCCUGCACAAACAAAUGAGGAUAGUGAAGCCCAAAGUGGCCUCCAUGGAGGAUAUGGCCAGCUUCCACACUGAUGCCUAUCUGCAACAUCUCCAGAAGGUCAGCCAAGAAGGUGAUGAGGACCAUCCGGACUCUAUAGAAUACGGACUAGGUUAUGACUGCCCAGCCACAGAAGGAAUAUUUGACUAUGCGGCCGCUGUGGGAGGAGCUACAAUCACUGCUGCCCAGUGCCUGAUUGACGGGAAGUGUAAAGUAGCGAUUAACUGGUCUGGAGGGUGGCAUCACGCAAAGAAAGAUGAAGCAUCUGGUUUUUGUUAUCUCAAUGAUGCUGUCCUGGGAAUAUUAAGAUUGCGACGGAAAUUUGACCGUAUUCUCUAUGUGGAUUUGGAUCUGCACCAUGGAGAUGGUGUCGAAGAUGCCUUCAGUUUUACAUCCAAAGUUAUGACUGUGUCCCUGCACAAAUUCUCCCCAGGAUUCUUUCCAGGAACAGGUGACAUGUCUGAUGUUGGCCUGGGAAAAGGUCGGUACUACAGUGUCAAUGUGCCCAUUCAGGAUGGCAUACAGGACGAGAAGUACUAUCAAAUCUGUGAAAGUGUACUAAAGGAAGUGUACCAGGCCUUCAAUCCUAAAGCAGUGGUUUUACAGCUGGGUGCAGAUACCAUCGCUGGGGACCCAAUGUGCUCCUUUAACAUGACGCCAGUGGGGAUCGGCAAGUGUCUGAAGUAUGUGCUUGAGUGGCAGUUGGCAACUCUGAUUUUAGGAGGAGGAGGCUAUAACCUUGCCAAUACGGCUCGUUGCUGGACAUACUUGACCGGGGUCAUCCUAGGGAAAACACUAUCCUCUGAGAUCCCAGAUCAUGAGGUGCCAGUGGAUGGAUCCAAGGCUCAGAUGGUUGCUCCUCGUGGUGCAGUCAGUGCCACAGUUCCAGUCACCUCAUUGGUCACUCCGUGUCCUGGAGGUCGCUUCGUGCUCCUGAGGUUUGCCUGCUCCGGCCUAAGUUGCCGGCUCAGUCCUGUUUCUGUAAAUGUCCCUGGUCUAGAUCUGCUCCUGCGGAGGUCCCUGUCUUGAGUUUUUCACAGCAUAUGGUCCUGAUUAUGUGCUGGAAAUCACGCCAAGCUGCCGGCCAGACCGCAAUGAGCCCCAGCGAAUCCAGCAAAUCCUCAAC
Alexandromys fortis (reed vole) is the source of this 2490-nucleotide messenger RNA. It is a transcript of the gene Hdac8, whose product is annotated as histone deacetylase 8. Gene Ontology annotation, cellular component: nucleus. Lineage: Eukaryota; Metazoa; Chordata; Mammalia; Rodentia; Cricetidae. Gene Ontology annotation, molecular function: histone deacetylase activity. Gene Ontology annotation, biological process: negative regulation of transcription by RNA polymerase II. The record is from RefSeq and is a predicted model, not a curated record. The transcript is spliced from 11 exons. The coding region runs from base 1068 to 2393 and encodes 441 amino acids.